CGCGGAUCGAGAUUAAUUUUUUUAUUUUGAUGUCAGAUAUACCAAUAUUCUGUCAAAUAUUUUGUGGUUAAUCGCGUUCUUCGCUACGAUGUUAUUCUGUUGCCGAAGUUCUACAUAUUUACUACACGAAUAUCGAAGAUGAACACGAAAGAAAAAGAGAAAUACAUCGAAGAAUUUGAUUUUCCCCAUUGCGAUGAAUCCUCGAAAUAUGAAAAAGUUGCGAAAAUUGGCCAGGGCACCUUCGGGGAGGUGUUCAAGGCUAGGGAUAAGAAUUGUAGUAAAAAAUUCGUAGCUAUGAAAAAGGUGUUGAUGGACAAUGAAAAGGAAGGGUUCCCUAUAACUGCUUUAAGAGAGAUAAGGAUAUUGCAGUUAUUGAAACAUGAAAAUGUAGUGAAUUUAAUAGAAAUAUGUAGGACAAGAGCAACUCAAUAUAAUCGUUAUCGUUCUACGUUCUAUCUUGUAUUUGACUUUUGCGAACAUGACUUAGCUGGAUUAUUGUCAAAUGUAAAUGUCAAAUUUAGUUUAGGAGAAAUUAAAAAAGUUAUGCAACAGUUGUUAAAUGGUCUUUAUUAUAUUCAUAGCAAUAAGAUUUUACAUAGAGAUAUGAAGGCUGCAAAUGUUUUGAUCACCAAAAAUGGUAUAUUGAAAUUAGCCGACUUUGGUUUAGCUCGUGCAUUUAGUGCAAAUAAAAAUGGUCAGCCAAACCGUUAUACAAACAGAGUUGUUACUCUUUGGUAUAGACCACCUGAACUUUUGCUUGGUGAUAGAAACUACGGUCCCCCUGUAGACUUAUGGGGUGCAGGGUGCAUUAUGGCUGAAAUGUGGACCAGAUCACCUAUAAUGCAGGGGAAUACAGAGCAACAACAGCUCAUAUUAAUUUCACAGUUGUGUGGUUCUAUUACAACAGAAGUAUGGCCUGGAGUAGAGAAUUUAGAAUUAUUUAACAAAAUGGACUUACCCAAAGGCCAAAAACGGAAGGUUAAGGACAGAUUAAAACCAUAUUUAAAGGAUCCUUAUGCCUGUGACUUGUUAGAUAGACUUUUAAUUCUUGAUCCGUCUAAAAGAUUCGAUUCCGAUUCUGCGUUGAAUCAUGACUUUUUCUGGACCGAUCCGAUGCCUUGUGAUCUCAGCAAAAUGUUAGCGCAACAUACGCAGAGCAUGUUCGAGUACCUAGCCCCACCAAGACGUCCUGGUCACAUACGUCAUCCUCAUCAUCAAGUACCUGGAGGGCCAGCAAAACCUAGUUCUAGUAUGGCUGAUAGUGGUUACCAAGACCGUGUAUUCUAGGAUAUAUAUUUUGUUUAUAUAAGCAUAGACUGCUCUUUAUCGUUCAUAUUUUCUCAUCUUUCAGAAUUUUGAUAAACCACAUGAUAUCUGACUUUGAACUUCAUCGAUAAUUAUAAGAUUUUAAGUUAAUAUUGGGACUUUAAUUUAUGCAAACUAUUGGGAUAAGAUGUAAGAUUUUCUUAUAUUUAUACACACACACAUAUAUAUGUAUAUGUAUACUUAUAUAUAUAUUUAUAUAUACAUAUAUACAUAUAUAUACAUGUAUAUAAAUUUUGUACAAAUGGAAACAGUCUUCUGAUUUAAGCCUUAUAUUUUCAGAACUGACAGCUUUCCUUCUGUUCAAUUAUUUAUGUAUUAUAUUUUAAUCGAUCCUUGAUAUUUAUGAAGGAAAAGACGAAAUUUUAUAUAUAUUCCUUAUUUUAAUUUUACAAACGAGGUCCAUAAUUGACAAGUGGAGUAAGAAUUAAUUCUUUUGACAACUAAGGAAUUCAAAUGUUAUUAUAUAUUGGAAUCUUUUAAUAUACUUAUUUAAAUUUCACGUAAAUACAAUACGAAACAACACAAGGUAGUAAUUACUGCCAGUAAAUUAUAGAUUUACUAAAAGUAUUUCUGGGACUAAAAAUAACUAUUAAUUGAUACUUUUGAAGUAUAUCUUGUUAAAACAAAAUUUAUUUCAGCAAACAAUUUUUAACUUUACAAUGAUUUAUGAAUCGAUAGUGUCAUACAGUUCAUAAUUAUGGUAGAAAUCUUAAAAGAUGUACGAAUUAAAUUUAAUUAAACCUAAAUUAAACAAUUGUUUGUAGUACUCAUGGAACAAAGAGCGAGACAUUUAGCGAGUUUAAUAACACAUUCGGCAAUUGUACAUUCAAUUUUACGUGUCUGCAUCUAUCUUUGUCAUGAGAAAGCAGUACAUAGCACUUAAACAAGAAAAAAUUUUUUUAAAUAUGUACACGACUGUAUGUCCGUAAUACUUUGUUACUUUUUAUUCUUACAGCUAUAUAUAUCAUCAUUAUGCUAAACUACACUAUCGAAUUAUCAAUAUCUGUGAGGUACAGAAAUAUGAUCCAUAUUAAAAAUAAAAUGAUAUGAGUGAUAUUUAUCACCGGAUAUAAAAAUACAAAUAAAAUUUUUUUAACACA
This is a messenger RNA of Bombus huntii, 2426 nucleotides long. It is a transcript of the gene Cdk9, whose product is annotated as cyclin-dependent kinase 9. The coding region runs from base 139 to 1287 and encodes 382 amino acids. Gene Ontology annotation, cellular component: nucleus. Gene Ontology annotation, biological process: protein phosphorylation. Gene Ontology annotation, molecular function: cyclin-dependent protein serine/threonine kinase activity; ATP binding. The record is from RefSeq and is a predicted model, not a curated record. The transcript has 7 exons. Lineage: Eukaryota; Metazoa; Arthropoda; Insecta; Hymenoptera; Apidae.